Molecule: messenger RNA, 2187 nt
Organism: Lycium ferocissimum
Lineage: Eukaryota; Viridiplantae; Streptophyta; Magnoliopsida; Solanales; Solanaceae
Product: GDSL esterase/lipase At5g03980-like
Exons: 1
Coding region: 881-2017 (378 amino acids)
Molecular function (GO): hydrolase activity, acting on ester bonds
Source: RefSeq, a predicted model, not a curated record
UAAUUUACUAAAUUUUUUGACAUAUAUUAAACUCUGAAAUCAUAAUUUCAUAAUUGGGAUAGGUUCAAUAGCACUUAUGCAAACCAAUAAUUGUAACAUAGACAAGAACAAAUAUUUAUCAUUUAAUUAUUUGACUGCUAAAAUUAAAUUAGCUGAUAAUAAACAUAUGUAUUUAUGGUUGUGGAAACAAUUCAAUGGUUAAUUCUGUAGCUUUAUGAUUAUUCUCGUUCAUUUAGACCUUACUUUUUACAGCAAAAAUGUUGCUAUCCUAUUAUUUAUUCAUCAUAAGAAAGAAAAAUAUAAAUCCAAGGCCCAAAGGAUGACCAUUAGGUUUUCUCAGACUUUCAUCAGGUCUAAGAUAUUUAUACUAAAUUGCAGCUUCAAAUUAAAGUUUCAUCUAGGUAAAAAAAAUUCUUUGAUAAAAUUCACUAUAUGUCAAACGCGGCUGAUAAUCUAAAAAACAAAGUAGAAAUUAUUUUUCUACUCAUUCUUGUUCUAAAAAAAAAAAAAAAAAAAAAAAAAGACGCCAGAAGCUCCGGUUCCAAAAGAAAACUAAAGAAAGAUCAGAAUUUCCUUGUCUGUUCAAAUAUCUAUAUUUUUUUCUUGCAAUAAAAGAAAGAAUAAGUAAACACCGCCUUAUGUAAAAAAAAUUGGUAUUUCCUAAAUGUAAACAACUACGGAGUUUUUUGUUUCUCCUAAACAACGUGGGAAACAAUUUAAUUUUGAUUAAACGCCAAGCAUCACCACCCCUAUAAAUAUCCUUCACGGUUCCUCAGAAUUUUGCAUCACAAAACUUACUCACUCUCUUUUUUCUUUGAUUCUCCAAUCAAUUUUGCUCUUUUCCAUCUUGUUUGAGCUUUUUUUUUCCGUCUCUGCUUCAAUGGCUUCCCAUUGCAGUACCCAUCAUUUGUUGAUCUUGGCAUUACUCUGCUCUUGUCUUCUUGUUGUUCAUUCUUUUUCUCUGGCGAAAGAAGAUGAACUACUUGGUCCCUUUAAUGCCAUAUAUAAUUUGGGAGAUAUCGGCGACUCUUCAUCUUCAUCAGCUGCUGAUCAUAUUGCUGCAACCCUCAAUCUGCCUUCUCCACAACCCCACACCCAACAUGGCACUGAAUUCUUCGAGUCCGGUCUUAAUUUUGCCACCCCUGGAGCUACCAUCAUGAGCCCUUUUUUCUUCCUAAAGAAUGGUAUCAAACCACCUCCGCAUUCUCAUGACCUAACUCAGAUUGUCACUUUCAUGAAGUUCUUCUAUAAAGACUGCUUCUCUUUUCAUGACUGUGGCAAAAACAAGGUUCUUCGGAAAGCUCUCAUCUUUAUGGAUCAACCUGGAAUUAACGACUACAAACAGGCCUUCUUAAAUGGAAAAUCUAUUUCCGAGGCGUCUCAUCUUGUGCCUGAAGUGGUGGAGACCAUUAAGAAUUCAGUGGAAAGACUCAUCAUUGAAGCUGAAGCCAAAACUAUUAUGGUUUCUGGAAUUUUACCCAUGGGCUGCUUUCCAGUUUUUCGGACUCUGUUUCCCGAGAGCGAUUCAAUGGGCAAAAACAGAUGUCACAAGGGAUUGAAUCUGUUCUCGAAGCUUCACAACGAUCACCUUUCGCAAGCAAUUAUGGAGUUGCGUUUGAAAUACCCUGAAGUUCACAUCAUAUAUGCAGAUUACUACAAAGCAUUCAUGGCUGUUCUUAAGAAUCACGCCUUUCUGGGAUUCAAGACAAAGACUUUGAUGAAGGCGUGUUGUGGCAGUGGUGAUGGUCCAUUCAACUUUGAUGCGAAGAAGAAGUGCGGUGAGAAAGGAGCUGCUACGUGUUCUAAGAGGGCUUCGUAUUUACAUUGGGAUGGAUUUCGUCUGACCCCAGAGGCUUUGGAGAACCUGAUCGAUACACUCUUCAGCAAAAAAGGAUUCGUAUUCCCAGAAUUCAAGUUUGGAGAAGAAACAGCAGCAGCAGUAACAAGGCAUCAUUCCAGGAUUCAUGGGGGAGUUAGAAACAUGUCUUCAAUUGUUAGGCAUUUACUUUUCGUCUAAGCCAGUUUUCAAUAUUCAGUUUUGUCAAUGUUUUUUUUUGCUUAUCUGUUUGAUUCAAAGGGUAAUACCUCAUUGCUUUGUAUAUACAGUGGAAUGCCCCUCUUAGCUUCUGUAAAAAUUUACCAUUCUUUUGACUCGUAUCAAAUAAAAGUAUCCUGAUUCAGUUCAAA